CUCAGCUGUGACGGGCUCUGUGUAAGUAGAACUGACAAACCGGUCACUGGAGCCGCUCGUUACCUUCAAUUUUUAGGAAAUGGAUUUCAGCUCAAGAGGAGGGAACGGGAGCCCGGACGGCCCGCACGGCGCGUGGUUAUAGAGCGAGAUCAAAAGGAGCGUGGUCUGUGCGGCGGCCGCCUACGUUUUAUUCUCACUGCUGCUCUCUGGACACAGUCCUCUGAAGCGCUGGCGUCGGCAGGAGCGGCCGUUCCCCGUCUUCUGUGACUGUUUGUCCGUGUGUGUGUGUGCGCGUGUGUGUGUGUAUGUAUGUAUGUAUGUGUGGUUUGCGCGUGAACCGGCAGCAUCAGAGACCAGGCAGGCCAGCGCGAGCCAGCAAGAAAGACAGGCAGGGCAGAGAGAGGCAAACCCGCGAGCGCUCAGCUAGCAACCGUACGUUACACUGCGAGAGAUGGUCACGUCCACCCCUGGGAUCCUUCUGCUGCCGAUGCUAAUAUGUCUCCAGCACUGCAUUAAUGUCCACGGUACAAAGACAGAAUGUGAGGCCAGCCAGUUUCAGUGUGGAAACGGUCGCUGCAUCCCGUCCGUCUGGCAGUGUGACGGAGACGAGGACUGCACCGAUGGCAGCGACGAGAACUCCUGUGUUAAAAAGACUUGUGCAGAGGUGGACUUUGUGUGUCAGAACGGCCAGUGUGUCCCGAAGAGGUGGCACUGUGAUGGGGAGCCGGACUGUGAGGACGGGUCAGACGAGAGCUUAGAAAUCUGCCACAUGAGGACGUGUCGUGUGAACGAGUUUAGCUGCGGAGCAGGAUCCACUCAGUGUAUCCCCAUCUUCUGGAAAUGUGAUGGAGAGAAGGACUGUGACAAUGGAGAGGACGAGGUCAACUGUGGUAACAUUACCUGUGCUCCAAAUGAGUUCACGUGCGCCAGCGGCCGCUGCAUCUCGCGGAACUUUGUGUGUAACAGCGAGGAUGACUGUGGUGACGGCUCGGAUGAGGUUGAGUGCGCUCCAUCCUCCUGCGGCCCCAGUGAAUUCCAGUGUGGGAACUCAUCGUGCAUCCCUGCCAGCUGGGUGUGUGACGACGACGUUGACUGCCAGGACCAGUCAGAUGAGUCUCCGACUCGUUGCGGCCGUCACCCGACGCCGCCGGCCAAAUGUUCGUCCAGUGAGAUGCAAUGCCGUUCAGGAGAGUGUAUUCACAAGAAGUGGAGGUGUGAUGGAGACCCCGACUGCAAGGAUGGCAGCGAUGAAGCCAACUGUCCUGUACGUACCUGUGGACCAGAUCAGUUCAAAUGUGAUGAUGGAAACUGCAUCCUGGGCAGCAGACAAUGUAACGGUGUCAGAGACUGCACCGACGGGUCAGAUGAAGUCAACUGCAAAAACAUGACUCAGUGUCACGGGCCAGAGAAAUUCAAGUGUCGCAGCGGUGAGUGUAUCGAGAUGAGCAAAGUGUGCAACAAGGCCCGAGACUGUCCCGACUGGAGUGAUGAGCCCAUCAAGGAAUGCAAUCUAAACGAGUGUCUCCUGAAUAACGGAGGCUGCUCUCACAUCUGCAAGGACAUGGUAAUUGGCUUUGAGUGUGACUGCACACCUGGACUGCAGCUCAUUGACCACAAGACCUGUGGAGACAUCAAUGAGUGCCUGAAUCCCGGCAUCUGCAGUCAGAUCUGCAUCAACCUGAAGGGAGGAUACAAGUGUGAAUGCCACAACGGCUACCAGAUGGAUCCAACCACUGGAGUCUGCAAGGCUGUUGGUAAAGAGCCCUGCCUGAUCUUUACUAACCGCCGUGACAUCCGUCGUCUGGGUCUGGAGAGGAAGGAGUACACUCAGAUUGUGGAGCAGCAGAGGAACACGGUGGCUCUGGAUGCAGACUUUGACCAGCAGAUGAUCUUCUGGGCUGACCUGGGCCAGAAGGCCAUAUAUAGCACCAUGCUGGACAAACGAGGGGACGUUGGCACCCACAACAAAGUGAUAGACAACGUCCAGACUCCAGUGGGAAUCGCCGUGGACUGGAUUUAUAAGAACAUGUACUGGUCUGAUCUCAGCACCAAAACCAUUUCUGUAGCCAACUUCAACGGAACCAAACAGAAGGUCCUGUUCAGCAGAGGCCUUAAAGAACCGGCGUCCAUCGCUGUGGAUCCACUGUCUGGGUUUCUGUACUGGUCUGACUGGGGGGAACCUGCCAAGAUUGAGAAAUCUGGUAUGAAUGGAGUGGACAGACAGGUUCUGGUGGCAACAGACAUUCAGUGGCCUAAUGGAAUCACUCUCGAUCUGAUCAAAGGCAGGUUGUACUGGGUCGACUCUAAGCUCCACAUGCUCUGUAGUGUCGACCUGAACGGAGACAACAGGAAGAAAGUACUGCAGUCCUCAGACUACCUGGCUCAUCCCUUCGCUCUCACUGUUUUUGAGGAUCGAGUGUUUUGGACAGACGGCGAAAAUGAAGCCAUUUACGGUGCAAACAAGUUCACAGGCUCUGACGUGGUGACGCUGGCCAGCAACCUGAACGACCCCCAGGACAUCAUAGUCUAUCAUGAGCUGAUCCAGUUAUCUGGAACUAACUGGUGCACAGAAAAAGGUGAAAAUGGAGGCUGUAGCUACAUGUGUCUGCCUGCACCGCAAAUCAACAAACACUCCCCCAAAUACACGUGUGUGUGUCCGGAGGGGCAGGAGCUGGCUGCUGACGGCUUACGCUGCAGACCCGACCCUUCUACCAAAGGUCCCUCAAAGGAUGAUGGAAACGUUCUAAUACAGCCACCCCCAGAAGCCAACGUGAGCACAUCGAUCCAAGUGAACUCCACAGCCAGAGGGUCGGCUGCUGCCUGGGCCAUACUUCCUGUCUUGCUGCUGGCGAUGGCGGCAGCGGGCGGCUACCUGAUGUGGAGAAACUGGCAACUGAAGAACCAGAAGAGCAUGAACUUUGACAACCCUGUCUACCUGAAGACCACAGAAGAAGAUCUCAACAUCGACAUCACCCGGCAUAGCGCCAACGUGGGACACACCUACCCUGCGAUUUCGAUAGUGAGCACAGAUGAUGAUUUGUCCUGAUCGUCUUGGGGUUUUUUGUGUUUUUUUUUUUACGGCAACCCGUAGUGUUGCAUGGCGCCUCCUCGUUCCCAUGCCGACGGUUGUCUGUAGCAGCAGCCCUUACAGUUACGACCACAUGCCUUCUGAAGUGCAUUAUGUCAUUAUCUGUGGUGAGGAUGACCAGAGGAAAUGUUACUUAUGUGAAUACUACAAUGAAUUAUGUGUCAUAACUGUUUUCACUCAGUGCGUCCAAAGUGUUAAGGAUUUUCUUUCUUUUCUUUUUUUGUUUUUUUUUGUUUUGGUCUUUAUUUUUGGGCCUCAAACUUCCUGUCUAUUUUGCCCUGCCCUCUUUAAGGAGUCAGACGCCAUCUUGUCACAAUAAAUGAGAGAAACGCUGUGAAUUUUCACUAUUCGAUUGCCUCUUCCAGGAAUUUCUGUAUUCAGACGGGGCUGGAAAACUGACAAGAGAAUUCAGUAUUUCUCUCACAAAACAGAUCAACUCUGCUGGACAGGAAACUAGAUCUGAGCUCUCAGUAUCCGACAAGACGCGUGUUUAAAGACGGCGGGAGACUCCAGGGUCAAGAGUCAUUUAGGAAUGAGGCAUUCCAGGGAAAAAUUUGGCCCAAACUUUAUUUCUUGAUCCAACAGGCUCAGAUGUGUGAAUAUUUAUAUGCGAUCACGAUUUGGGCAGUAAUAUCUAGAACUAUAGGUUUUCCUUUGUCAAUUUUUAUGUGAUAAUUAUGUUUCCUUUCCUCCCGUACCUCCAGGAGCUCAUUCUUACAAGUCGUUCUCUCAGUGAUUAUUAUUAUUGUUGUUGUUAUUAUUAUUAUUAUUAUUAUUAUUAUUAUUAUUAUUGUAGAAGCUGUGUAAGGAUCACCAUGGUUACAGCAUUUGUAAACACUGUACAUAUUUACCCAUCAUCCCUCAGAGACAUGACCGUCAAUCAGGACUCUCUUCAAUGCACUUUGAUCAAAUGUUCCUUGUGUAAAUAAGAUUGUAUACAUUUGACUUGAAAUCAAUUUUUUGCUAUGGUUGGGCAUCAUACCAGGGUUAGAGAUGUAUUUAACAAGAAAGAAAAAGCUGAAAAAAUAUGAAAAAAAACACAACUGAAUUUGGUAAAACUAUUUUGUAUGUUUGUGUGCUGUUGCUGUGAACUUUUUCUAGCCUUGUACAGUGAAGGGGAACACUAUUAAAACUUAACAGCUCUGUAUCUGUGAAGAAACUGAUUUGCAAAUCACUUCAGAAUUAAAACCUAAUCUACAACGUUGUUCAAAA
Seriola aureovittata is the source of this 4300-nucleotide messenger RNA. RefSeq names its product very low density lipoprotein receptor (gene vldlr). The coding region runs from base 452 to 3046 and encodes 864 amino acids. The transcript is spliced from 20 exons. Gene Ontology annotation, molecular function: calcium ion binding; protein binding. NCBI's taxonomy places the organism in Eukaryota, Metazoa, Chordata, Actinopteri, Carangiformes, Carangidae. The record is from RefSeq and is a predicted model, not a curated record.